Myripristis murdjan (pinecone soldierfish) is the source of this 6445-nucleotide messenger RNA. It is a transcript of the gene ankrd44, whose product is annotated as ankyrin repeat domain 44. Gene Ontology annotation, molecular function: protein binding. The transcript has 28 exons. The coding region runs from base 551 to 3760 and encodes 1069 amino acids. The record is from RefSeq and is a predicted model, not a curated record. Lineage: Eukaryota; Metazoa; Chordata; Actinopteri; Holocentriformes; Holocentridae.
CGUUGUUGAUGCUGAAGCCUCUCCUCCUCCAGCCCUGCAUCUGAGAGGAGGAGAGACAGGCACCAACUUCCUGUGCGAGAAGAGCGCUGCUCCCUGCAAUUGAGCUCAGUCCGGAGCUGUCGCAGCACCCAGGGAGGCUUUCAGGCUCUGCAGCAGAGGGAGAGGAGGGAGGCACUGGUGUAUGGCUUGGAGAGACGACUGCGACCUCCGUGCGCAGCGGCCAUAAAUGCGGAUUGUUUACACCGGUGGGAAAAGGCUUUCCUGCUCCUUCCCCGCCUCCCUCCGAGUCCGAGCGUCCGCCUCGGCUCGCCGCCGCCGCAGAUAGCGUCAGUGGAGCGGGCUAUGGCCCUGGUGCUCGCCCCGGCCUUCAUCACCCGCCCGGCCGCCUAGGGAGGCGCAAGACACCGAGCCGCAACAUCUCGUCGCCCGAGGUCCCGCGGGAACACCGGACCAGGAGAGAAGGGAAGCCGGGGUUUGGACUGCAGCAUCGCGCCCUGCAUGGUGUCGUGGAGGCGGAGGGAGUGGAUGUGCAACCCAAGCUGACCGAGAGAUGGCUGUGCUCAAACUGGCCGACCAGCCUCCGCUCAUCCAGGCUAUCUUUAAUGGAGACCCUGAGGAGAUCCGGAUGCUCAUCUAUAAGUCGGAGGAUAUCAAUGCUUUGGAUGCAGAGAAGCGCACCCCGCUCCACGCAGCUGCCUUCCUGGGCGACGCGGAGAUCACCGAGCUCCUCAUCCUGGCUGGGGCUCGGGUCAACGCCAAAGACAACAUGUGGCUCACCCCUCUGCAUCGUGCCGUUGCAUCUCGGAGUGAGGAGGCGGUGCGAGUGUUGAUCCGCCACUCGGCCGACGUGAACGCGCGGGACAAGAACUGGCAGACGCCGCUGCACGUCGCCGCCGCCAAUAACGCGCUGCGGUGCGCUGAGGUCAUCAUCCCGCUGCUGAGCAGUGUGAACGUGUCGGACCGCGGCGGGCGCACCGCCCUGCACCACGCCGCCCUCAACGGACACACUGAGAUGGUAAACCUCCUGCUUGCAAAGGGAGCCAACAUCAACGCCUUUGAUAAGAAGGAUAGUCGGGCGUUGCACUGGGCAGCUUUCAUGGGUCAUCUGGAUGUGGUGUGUCUGCUGGUGACCCAGGGGGCGGAGAUCAGCUGUAAGGACAAGCGAGGAUACACUCCGCUCCACACAGCAGCGUCCAGCGGGCAGAUCGCUGUGGUCAAACACCUGCUUAACCUGGCUGUGGAGAUAGACGAGUCGAAUGCGUUUGGGAACACGGCGCUCCACGUGGCGUGUUUUAACGGCCAGGACAACGUGGUCAGCGAGCUGAUCGACUACGGCGCCAACGUCAGCCAGCCCAACAACAAGGGCUUCACUCCGCUGCACUUCGCCGCCGCCUCCACCCACGGAGCGCUCUGUCUGGAAUUCCUGGUCAACAACGGGGCGGACGUGAACGUGCAGAGUCGGGAUGGGAAGAGCCCACUUCACAUGACGGCGGUGCACGGGCGCUUCACCCGCUCCCAGACUCUGAUCCAGAACGGAGGGGAGAUUGAUAGUGUGGACAAGGACGGCAACACCCCUCUCCACAUCGCUGCCCGCUACGGUCAUGAACUCCUCAUCAACACGCUCAUCACCAGCGGAGCAGACUGCACAAGGCGAGGGGUCCACGGCAUGUUCCCUCUCCACCUGGCUGCCUUGAACGCUCACUCCGACUGCUGCCAGAAGCUGCUGUCGUCAGGCCGGAGGUUUAGCAUAAUGUGUAACGAGUCGGUCCUGUCUGCAGGCUUCCAGAUAGACACGCCCGACAGCCUCGGGAGGACCUGCCUGCACGCCGCCGCCGCCGGAGGAAAUGUGGAGUGUGUCAAGCUGCUCCUGAGCGGCGGUGGAGAACACAACAGGAGGGACAAUUGUGGCAGGACUCCCCUUCACUAUGCAGCCGCCAGCCGUCACUACCAGUGUCUGGAGACUCUGGUGGCUUGUGGAACUUGCAUCAACGCCACUGACCAGUGGGGGCGCUCUGCCCUGCACUACGCCGCCGCCUCUGACCUGGACAGGAGGCGUCGUGUCGCCCUGGAGCCCGACAGUGAAGGAGUUCAGGCGGAGAAGGAGAAGGAGGCAGCGCUAUGUUUAGAGUUCCUGCUGCAGAGCGGUGCUACAGCGUCUCUGAAAGACAAACAGGGCUACAGUCCCAUCCACUACGCCGCUGCCUACGGACACAGGCACUGUCUGGAGCUGCUGCUGGACAGAGAUGAGAGCCACCAAGACGACCCCGACUCCCUCAACACCCGGAGCCCCCUGCACCUCGCUGCGUACCACGGCCAUGCUCAGGCCCUGGAGGUGCUGCUGCAGGGCGAGAGGGAGGUGGACCAGGGGGACGAGGCGGGGAGGACGCCCCUGGCCCUGGCCGCCCUGCGGGGACACACCGACUGUGUCCACACCCUCCUCAGCCAGGGGGCGUCACCGCGCACCACCGACACCCACUACGGACGCACCCCCGUCCACCUGGCAGUGAUGAACGGUCAUACGACGUGUGUGCGCCUCCUGCUGGAUGACUCCGACGGUGCAGAUUUGGUGGAUGCUGCCGACUCCCAGGGACAGACUCCUCUGAUUCUGGCGGUGGCAGGAGGCCACGUCGACGCCGUGUCGCUGCUGCUGGAGAGAGAAGCCAACGUCAACUUGGCCGAUAACAACGGCCUCACCGCGCUGCACCUCGGGCUGCUGUGCGGUCAGGAGGAGUGUGUCCAGUGUCUCCUGGAGCAGGAGGCCUCCGUUCUGCUCGGCGACUCCCGAGGCCGCACGCCCAUCCACCUGGCCGCGGCGAGAGGCCACGCCUCCUGGCUGAGCGAGCUGCUGAGCAUCGCCUGCUCCGAGCCGCCGUCCCUGCCGCCGCUGAGGGACAACUGCGGAUACACACCGCUGCACUGGGCCUGCUACUACGGUCAUGAGGGGUGUGUAGAGGUGCUGCUGGAGCAGAAGGGCUGCCGCUGCAUAGAUGGGAACCCCUUCACUCCCCUGCACUGUGCCGUAGUGAAUGAUCAUGAGCCUUGUGCUUCUCUGCUGUUGGAGGCCAUGGGAUCAGACAUCGUCAGCUGCAAGGAUGCCAAGGACAGGACGCCUCUCCAUGCAGCAGCGUUCUCGGGCCACGUCGACUGCGUCCAGUUGCUCCUUUCCCAUGAUGCACCUGUCGAUGCAGCGGACCAGUCGGGCCGCACUGCUCUCAUGAUGGCGGCGGCGAAAGGUGGAGUCGGAGCCCUCGAGGUGCUGUUGACCGGCGCCAACGCCAACCUCAGUCUGACUGACAAAGACGGCAACACUGCCCUGCACCUUUCCUGUAGUAACGGAAAGGAGGACUGUGUCCUGUUGAUCCUGGAGAAGCUGUCUGACCCUGCCCUCAUAAACGCCACGAACGCAGCGCUGCAGACUCCCCUUCACUUAGCGGCUCGCAGCGGUCUGAAGCAGGCAGUGCAGGAGCUGCUGUCCCGAGGAGCCAGCGUCCAGACGGUGGAUGAGAACGGUUUGACCCCCGCUCUGGCUUGUGCUCCCAGCAGGGAGGUGGCUGACUGUCUGGCUCUCAUUCUGGCUACCAUGAUGCCUUUCUGCUCCCCUUGCAGCUCCGGGGCUCCCUCCCCAGGCUCCCUGUUGAGACAGCUGCCCCACCAGGGGGGCAAGGGCCCGGGCUCCGGCCCUCGGGGGCCGCGCAGCCCCAGGAACCCUUCCAGCGAGGGAACCACCGAGAACGACUCUGAAGACUCGGAAACCUUCUGACCCUCCCUGACGGACUCUCUGCCCUCCUACCUCGAAGUGUGCACCUCAGUUCUUUAUGUUUUGCCUCCCGGGGUGUGAGCAGCGCUGAAGGCACAGUGCAGGGCUGCAGUCUGUGUUCGUUCAUAUCAUUCCAGUGUUUCAAGAGCAACACACAAGUGCACACUUCAGGGAGAAGGGUGGAGACGUGGUCGCAGCACAGUCUGUUUCUGUAUCCUCUGCCCGCUCUAGCUCCUCCCUCCCCAGAGCUCCCAUCACCUCAUGGGCAGCGUGUACAGAACCGCCCCCCCCCCCCCUCGACACCACGAGGAGGCCUACAGCUCUCUCUGUCUUAGUGCCCUUGUUCACAAAUAAGGAACGGAGCAGCUGCACUGCCCUGGACUGGUUAAUGCAGCCCUACUCGUUGCUCCCUGGAACUGUGGUUGAAAAUGUAAGAAGAACUCGAUCUGGGCCAGCGCAGCACAACUAUGGUCCGGGUCUGCAUGCAUGUGUUGAACUCACAGCACGGUUCUCUCCACUCACGGGUGCUUAAAUCCAAACCAACCUCGGUACUCAGUCUCUGCAUGGCAUAGAAACAAGCCGCUGAGACUCGUCUGUCUUAAAAAAAAAAAAAAAAAAAAAAAAAAAAAAAAGCCAUUUUUAACUGUUUGUACAAAAUGAAGUGGACCAUUAAGAAAGCUAAGUAUAAUCUUAACCUUUUUAUGAUUUUUUUUUUGGCUAGUUGAUGUACCAAAUAUUUGAUUUCCAUGCAUAAGUACCUAAUGUACUGAAGGGUCAUUGUAGUGGCAGGGUAUUUUCAUAGAGGUACGUAGCACUUGCAGUGACUGCCCACAACUUAAGCACAAAUUUGGAUUUCACUUUUUUGGCCCCAUGUGGCUCCAAUGUGAAGCUGUAAACAAGUAAUUUAUCCUCAGUGUUACAAUCUUAUUUUUUUUUUUUUUCUUAAAACAAGGCAAGAAAUCUGCCAGUGAGAGGAGAUGAUCCGCUUUGUUUCCCCCUCAUUCCAACUUGUUUCAACAUAUUUAUACAUAACAAAAAAAAAAAAGGAAAAAAAAAACUGCAUUGGAAACAAUAGGGGAUAUCUCAUUCCGCUUGCAGAUUUUUUCACUUCUUUUAAAAAAAAUUUGUAGUAAAUAUGAGGCUAAAUGACUUGUUUUAGUGGAUAAUUUCUUGCAGUGUAAUCAUCAUGACUUCUGGAACAGUGGAAAUACAGACCAGGACGUUUUCUAGGAAACAGGGUAGGACACGGAUGGAAACAGGGUUUGCGCCGAUUAGAUUGGCUUGAGAUCACUUGACGCUGGAAUUUAAAGAAGACAAGAAAACUCUCCAAUCUACCAGGAAUCUAGAAAUGUCUUACUGAUUGGACUCUGCUUUGUGGACUGGCCUCCUGUACUGGUCUGCCACCACAUCCAUCCUUACAUACAGUACAUGGGGGUGCACUUUGUAGCCAAUGGUGACUUGUUUAAAUGUUUUUAAUGUAAAAUUGACACUUUUUUUUUUUUUUUUUUUUUUUUUGCCAACUGAGCAAUAUUUUCUAGUUUUUAAAUCAUGCAAGCCCAAGGUUUCUAUACAAAGAAAAUUCAAAUGACCAAAUUUCUGUAAUUUCGCAGGGCUGCCACUCAAGUGAAAGGAUUAGAAAAGCUGUUUUUAGGUCAAAAGGUGGUCUCCCCACCACUUCAGCACCAUAUUGAUUAACAUGACAUGAUGGUACAAAAUACUGCCAGCACUUAAAUGUAAAAUAGCACAGGGCCUUGACCACUUUUCUCUCCUCUCCUACUCUUCGGCUGUCCCUUCCCAUCAUCCCUUCUUUCCCAUCUACUGCUGUCUGUCAACCUACCAGCUAUGUGCCAGUGUCUCCAACUUGUCCAGUGCCUUGUUAGACGUCUACUAAACUUUGAUUUGAUUUCUUUUACAACAUAUCCUGAUAGCGGAUGCUAAUAUUCUUAUAAUUUUGUUGUGUGUUUAGGUUGAGCAUAAUGUGAGAGGUUUUGUUAUAGCGAAUGGAAAAAGUGUGUGAAGAGUUUGCUCCAAAAUGACGGACCAUUCUGUAGACGUGUUGACGAAUGGACCUAAAAUCCUGCAAAAACAGUAUCUCACACCAGUGUUUGUGCUCCUGAAGGCAGGGUGUGCUUGCGUGCAUGUGUGUGUGAGUGUGUGUGUGAGACCUUCGGUACAAGUAUGAAGUUGAACUGCUUUUGUAUAUAGUGUUAUUGUAAAGCACAGCCUUGUAUGUAAAAAAAAUCUCCAUUACAGAGGACUUUGUCACAGACAGGGACGCUCCAUUCCAAACCAGUCAAAACAAAAAGGCAAGCAUGUAUUUCUUUAGUUUAGGUUUCAGAAUGGAGAAAAGGUGUAUAUUAUUGAUUUUUAUUUGAAAUUGUGAACUCAUUUCGGUUGGAAUGGAGAUGAGCCUAAUGCGUGACAAGCACACACACACACAUACCUUUGUUGAGAAGCACAGUGUUAGUCUGCCUCUACUGUCCCUGAGCUGAAGGUCUGCUGAGAGACUGGACGGCUGCCAGUAUUACUCUACCAGAGAAUGAGCUUCACCAGUCCUGACAAUCGCUAUCGUCGUGUGUCUGAUGAUUUUCAUACCAGUUCCUGAUGCAGUAUGAACCGCUGAGGGCUGUUUGUCAGCUACCUUUUGUUUUUUAUGAACUGUACAAUUAUAAAAAUCUGUUUUAAGUU